Messenger RNA from Ipomoea nil (Japanese morning glory), 1079 nucleotides. RefSeq lists its product as uncharacterized. The record is from RefSeq and is a predicted model, not a curated record. Lineage: Eukaryota; Viridiplantae; Streptophyta; Magnoliopsida; Solanales; Convolvulaceae. The coding region runs from base 1 to 855 and encodes 284 amino acids. The transcript has a single exon.
AUGAACAAGCCGCCGACAAACCCUUCUGAUUCUAAUUCUGAUUCUUCUUUUCAUCUUGGUUGGAAUCCUAAUGCAUUAUAUAAUAGCAUAAUCGGCGAUCUUUCAUUGGGUUCUCUAUCUCCGUUUCACAUUGCAACUCUCCCACCAUCAUCAUCAUUGGAACAUCUCCCACCGCCACGCGGCGGUUUGCAGCGGCAAAGUUUGUCUCUUCCGCCGCCGGAGUUCUCCGCGGCUGCCCUGCCGCCUCUCGUGGCUGCUGCUCCGGCACCGGCACCGGCGAGAAGAUACCAACCCCGUCAGUCUUCUUCCACGAAACCGCGGAAGAAGAACUCAUCAUCGCCCUCGCUGCGGCUGAAGAAGGGUAAGAGCGAGACGAUCACGCCGCCAUACGAGUGGGCCACGAACCGGCGUGCCACGGUGCAUACCCUACACUACCUGGACUUCAAGAAGAUCCAUGAGAUCAAGGGAGAGGUGCAGUGCAGGCGGUGUGAGAGCCGGUACGAAAUGGGGUUCGAUCUGAUUAAGAAGUUCUCUGAGGUGGCGAAGUUUGUAUGGGAAAACAGAGGCGAAAUGGCGGACCGGGCGCCGGAGGUUUGGAUGAAUCCGAGCCUUCCGACCUGCCGGUACUGCGGGCAAGAGAACAGCGCGAAACCGGUGAUUCCUCGGAGCAAGAAAGCCAUAAAUUGGCUGUUUUUGCUACUAGGGCAGAUGCUGGGGUGUUGCACUCUGAAUCAACUCAGGUAUUUCUGCAAACACACCAGACAUCAUAGGACGGGUGCUAAGGAUAGGGUGCUGUAUCUCACGUACCUCAGUUUGUGCAAACAGCUUGAUCCCAGCGGUCCUUUUGAUCGUUAGUUAAUUAAUAAUUCAGAAAUAUAAUGGGAUUGAAGGAGCAGAUGAUCGAGAUAUAUGGCUAGCUUUAAUUUGUUUUAAUUUUAAUUUCUUUCAUCAUUUCGUUUUGGUUGGAUUAAUUGGCUGGAGAUCGAUGCAUUAUGUCAUGCCGGCCGGCCUGCUGAGUACACUAUGCGUUCUUGAAAAUGAUUCAAUUCGUUAGUUGCUGUGCUGCAAGUUAAGCUAAG